This is a messenger RNA of Letharia columbiana, 3315 nucleotides long. RefSeq lists its product as uncharacterized. Bases 1 to 3315 code for a protein of 1104 amino acids. Gene Ontology annotation, cellular component: plasma membrane. Gene Ontology annotation, molecular function: sodium:proton antiporter activity. Gene Ontology annotation, biological process: proton export across plasma membrane; regulation of membrane potential; sodium ion export across plasma membrane. The record is from RefSeq and is a predicted model, not a curated record. Lineage: Eukaryota; Fungi; Ascomycota; Lecanoromycetes; Lecanorales; Parmeliaceae. The transcript has a single exon.
AUGGUGUGGGAACAGUUGACAGUCAACAAGCCGCAUUGGGCGUACCUGAUCAUAGGAGGCUUUACCAGUCUCUUCAUGCUGGUAUCACUGUUCGUGAAGGAAAGACUAUACAUUGGAGAAGCUACCGUUGCAACCAUAUGUGGUGUUAUAUUUGGGCCUCACGCCGCAAACUUAUUCAAUCCUCUCACAUGGGGAAACACGGAUCAGAUCACUCUAGAGUGCUCGCGUGUUGUUCUCGUGGUCCAAUGCUUCGCAGUUGGUGUCGAGUUGCCGAAGGCAUAUAUGGAGAGGCACUGGAGAUCUGUGGUAUUCUUGCUGGUGCCUGUGAUGACAUUCGGAUGGCUCGUCACGAGCCUCUUCAUCUGGUGGAUGAUCACACCUUUGAGCUGGCUGGAAAGUCUUAUGUGUGCUGCUUGCGUCACGGCCACGGAUCCAGUCUUGGCUUCAUCUGUGGUUGGCAAAGGUAAAUUCGCAAAACGAGUGCCAAAGCAUCUUCGAGACUUGCUGUCUGCUGAGUCGGGAUGUAAUGAUGGCAUGGCAUUUCCGUUCAUCUAUCUGUCCUUCUACUUGAUUCACUACCGCCCGAAUGCUAAUGAAGUUGCAUAUCACUGGUUUUGCGAGACGAUCUUAUACGAGUGCGUCUUCGGUGCUACAUAUGGAGUCCUUAUCGGCUAUAUUGGCCGCCACAUGAUUAAAUGGGCAGACAGAAGAGGAUUGAUUGACAGGGAAAGCUUCUUGGUGUUCUACUUCGUCCUCGCUCUGUUCUGUGCCGGUACUGGAGCCACACUCGGCACCGAUGAUCUACUUGUUGGCUUUGCGGCUGGGGUGGGAUUUAGCAACGAUGGAUGGUUUACGGAGAAGACCGAAGAAUCACAUGUUUCCAACGUCAUUGAUUUAUUACUCAAUUUAGCAUAUUUUGUCUAUUUGGGCUCCAUCAUACCUUGGCAGCAAUACAAUGCACCGCUACUUGGCCUGACCCCGUGGAGACUUGUUGUCAUUGCCAUCUUCGUCAUCUUCUUCCGACGAAUACCCAUCAUGCUGGCGCUCAAGCCCCUAAUUCCGGACAUCAAGACUUGGAGAGAAGCAUUAUUUGCUGGUCACUUUGGUCCAAUUGGCGUGGGUGCCAUCUUCGCAGCUAUUCUCGCAAGAGCAGAACUGGAAACCGAUACCACUACGCCUCUGGGUGUUGUACCAACAAAUCCGGAUACCGAGAACUAUCUCGUUGUCCAAAUCAUCUGGCCACUUACUACCUUCUUGGUCAUAACUUCAAUCCUCGUUCAUGGAUCAUCCAUUGCUGUGUUCACCCUCGGAAAGCGCAUCAACACUCUGACGCUCACAAUGUCCUACACCCAAGCCAAUGAAGAUGGUCCAUCAUGGAUGAAUAGACUCCCAAGAAUUCAAUCUACUUCGAAGGCCUCGAUGUCAAAGAACAAAGACGACUUGGCGAGCGAGGACUCUUCGAACGAAAAGCUUCCAGAGUAUGCACCGGGAACGUUACCGCCGAUUGGAGUUCCAGGCAACUUUCUCCGCCGACAAAAGGAAGAGGACACUCCCAUUGAAAAGCCUCGACCAACUCGAAGAAGGUCAAGAUGGGAAUCUGGCAUGGGUCCAGGUGGGCCGAUCAGUCAGUCUGCAAUUGCGCCACAACGGAGAACAGGCAUUACGAGUCCUAGUGAGAGCGUGGACGAUACCCUCAACGAGAAGGACAGCCCAUCCGGUAGCGGAGAAAGCGAUGGACCUCCCAACCAGCUCGAGAUGGAAGACGCCCAGGAGAAGCGCGAAGAGAAGGAGGAGAGAAGUGGCUCUAAAGAGAUUCGAGAACCAAAGGUUGAAGCAUACGAAGAGGGUGACCAAUUGGUUGUUGAAGACGAGGAAGGAGAAAUCCUGGCCAUUCACAACGUCGAAGGCGAAUCCGAUGACCAAAAGCGGCAGCACAUUCUCGAUGAUGAGGCAGCCCUGCGGCAGGAAACGAGUGGUGAGCACGCCAAGGGCAAAUUUCAUCCACAUGAGAGCAGAACAGAAGGCGAGGAGUUGGAGCAGAUUUUUUCGGAAGGGGCCGGACAUCCUGGCGAGACGUCAAAGAGGUUCUUGAAGAAGUUAGGCGACGGAUGGGACGGAUGGAGGGGAAAGGACAAGGAAAAGGAAGCCGCUGGCCCUUCAGACCCAAAGCCCAAGCCCAAGCUCAAGCCCACGCCGAAGGCCCCCGAGCAUAAACGAGGCCCAGCCCACGCAUAUCAAUUCGGCAAUACUAUCAUCGUCGAAGAUGAAGAUGGCGAGGUCGUCAAGAAGUACGAUCUCCCGCAUCAGCCGAAACAAAGGGGUGGUGUCCGAGGAGGUGUGCAAGAUGGCGCCGGCCAUUUCAACGCGAAGCCAAUGCUGAAACGCGCCGGUACAUGGGUAGGCAUCGGAGGAAAAGCCGAAGAAACACCUCAGGGUGAGUCAGCAGCAGAGGCGAGCGGCCAUGGAAAGAAAGGUCGAAAGCAAGCCUCCGUAGACACAGAUGAUGAUCGCAUCCGUUUCACUGCUGGUGGCCGCCGCUUGAGCAAGGCGGAUUUCAUCAAGCAAAUCCAAGCUAUGGAUCCUAAAGCACAGGUGCAAGCUGUCGAAGAAAGCGAUGCCCCCGAAGACGUCAAGCAAGAAGUUCGGGCUGGUGCAGGAGACGCGUUCGAGGACGCUCGCUCUUCGACGAGAUCACGACCGGAUUCCAAGCGCGCUGCUGGACAACCAACAAUGUCGCCUGUCGACGAAGGACACCAGUCAGACGAAGCAAUGCCUGUGGUCAGAAGAUUUAGUACUACUGAAGACAGACCAAAAGGCCCGGAUGGUCUGACUUUGAUCGACUCCAAAAAUCAAGACAUACCCUUCCACCCAGUCUCGGAAAGUAUCCAAAAAUAUGGCGGGGAAGAAACCGCAGCCCAGCGACGUCGGCGCCUUGCUCUCGCACGCAAAGAUUCCGACGACGAUGGAACGGAACGCGUCCCACCUCAUACGACGGGUCCAGGUCCUCUGCUCAGAAAUCCUAUGUCAAGCGUAGGGGCAUCUAUGCCACAGGAGGAACCACAAGGCGAGACGGCAGCGGAACGAAGAAGACGAUUAGCAGCUUUAGGCGAAGGCGAUGAAGGAGAGCGGCAAGACAGCAGUGACAGUGAAGACGAUGGUGGGGAGAGAAGACCAGCUACGGGACAUACGCCUAUGCCCGAACCGAGUGCCACUGAGGCUAGGAGACCGCCCGGUAUUAGAUUUGCGGAUUCACCAGCUGUAAGUCAGGGGAGAGUGCAGUGGGGAGAUGAUGUAGGGAAGAAGGGGAGGAGAUGA